Molecule: messenger RNA, 4239 nt
Organism: Thrips palmi
Lineage: Eukaryota; Metazoa; Arthropoda; Insecta; Thysanoptera; Thripidae
Product: transmembrane protein 245
Exons: 15
Coding region: 303-2951 (882 amino acids)
Source: RefSeq, a predicted model, not a curated record
AUACCCUAUGCAGACACUUUAAAUUGAGCAGCCAAAUAUAAUCAGAUUUUGUCCGUUUCCAAACGAGCAGCAAUUUCUCAUAGUGCAACCUGCUCAAAUCCCAACCCAACCAAACAACAACACAGAAGAGGAGAACAUGAUCAAAGACAGAUGGGAAGGGCAUUAGUUUAUUUUGUGUAUUUAUUCUCGGAAUGCGUGACAUCUUAGCCGCGACACUUGAAGCGUUCGUUGCUAGUGAGGCUAGGCUGGUGUGUGUUUUCGACUGAUCGUGUCCGAACAAGGACGUCUGAAACUUGAAGGGAAUGGCCAACGCCAGAGCUACGACCUUUAACAACGUUUGGAACUUCCUUGGAGGCAGUCUGGGUCUUCAGGGGCAUGAAAAGGCUCUCAAAAAUGCCCUCUACAAUGCCCUGGCUAUGCUCUUACUGGUUGUCUGCUGUGCAGCCUUCUAUGCAUUGGUGUUCGUUCUGGACCCAUUCCUCAAACCUCUUCUGUGGGCUCUUCUCUUGGGCUCCGUCUUACAUCCUUUCAAAUACUCCCUGGUUUAUUCUGUCAAAAACUGGAUUGAUGUCCUGGAAACAAGAGGUACCCCUAUCGCUGUUGCAUUUGUCAUGAUACCUGUCAGCGCCUUUGAUCGCUUCUCCGACCGAAUUGGAGACCUGAUUUACAAGAACCUUCGAAUCAUCUUCUACCUAAGUGCAGCAUUGCCUCUCAUGCUGAUCUUGUAUGGGUACACUCCGCAAAGUUGCCUGUGUGUGCUGUGGAGAAUGGCAUAUGCUUUUUAUGCUCUUGUUAACUUUCUUGUUGGCCUUUCAACUGGCCCUGUGGUGGUGACAUACUUGUGUGGGUACUUCACUACACUAGCACUUUGGUGGAAUCCAGAUGUAUCUUAUCGUUUUUCUGCUGGAGGCUACGUAAUGUGGUGUCUUAUAGCUGGCUAUUUUGCCCGCUUUGUUGGAUCGUCUUACCAAGUUUUCGCUUUUGCUUUACUUCAGUCAGUCUAUUUGUUUGGAUAUUUUUAUGAGAGGUGGUCCGCAAGUGACAGCUACAAAGUUUCAAAAGAACGACAUUUGUCCUUAGUUGAAGCGCUGAUGAAGAGCGCCACAAGCAGCGAACAGUCAUCGGACAUAGUGAUGCCAACUCAGUCACUCCCUGUUAUACCGCGAGAAAUAGAUGCAAAUGAUUCCACUGGAUCAGAUCCCACUUCUAAGGAGCAGCCAAAAAUUACUGAUGCAGAUUCAAGCCGCAAUGCUACAGAGCGAGAUUUACAAAAUACCUCGUUAUCUGAGGUUGACGGAUCUCUUAAGCCAAGAGCACCUAGAGAGUUGGACAGUCACUUGAGAGCACAGGCUGUCAGUGCUGUUCGGCCAACAAGCCUGAGGGCUCCACCUCCGGAAAGUGAUAGAAUAACCAGUGAGAAGUGCCUGUAUGUGUUGGGUUGGACUUGUCUGGCGGUUUUCAUUUGGAACCACAUGUGGCUUCUUCAUUUCCUACCUGUCACUAUAAUUGUGUACCUGAUAAAAAAUCUAGGACAUUAUUUUGGUGUAUGGAAGUGGAUGAGUGCAAACUUUGAGAUUCUUCUGUCGUCCUUGAGUCAGUGGAGUGCAGUCAGGAAAGAAGCACUCUGUCCACCAUUUGUUGCAGGCCUUAUGAAAAUUCAAAUUUCUCUUCGGCAACAAAUUCUUCAUUCCCUGCGGGACUCGGUGGAUUCGGCUGCCAGUGUGCUUGUCAUUUUGGCUUUGCUCGUCUUCCUUCUCAGCACAACCAUCUUCAUUACAGUCAAUGUGUAUGCAGAAGGUAUCCACCUGGUUCAUGUAGCUGGUAAUGCUAUUAACAACACUCUGAGCAAUAACCAAGAAAUCUUGGCCUUGCUUCCUGAGGGAGUUCAGGAAAAGCUGCAUCUUGUAUUGGACAAUGCUUAUUUAUAUGGCCGUCAAAGUAUAUCCAGUAUGGUACAUGCAAUGCUGAAAAAUGCAGAUGCCGACAAAGCUGACCUUCUGGAACAGAGAGUCCUUGAGUUGUGGGAUCGCAUUUACCAAGCGUGGAUGAUGACAUCAACUGAUGUUCCAGGUGCGAUGGGGCCUAGAGUGUCCUCAAGUGCAGUGUACGCAAGUUGGGAGAGCUUUCUGGAUGGUGUAAUGAAAACUCCAGAAUUACUGAACCUUGAUGGGCUAAUGCAGUUUGGAAAGGAGAAUGUUGGCAUGCUUUCAUCUCUUCUUGAGUCACUCUGGGACAUUUUAAAAGGAAAUGUAAGCCUUCUCUUCCAGUCAUCGGUGACAAUAUUUUCUGUUGUUCUUGGAGGAGGCUCAGCUGUAAUUAACUUUAUAAUCAAUUCAGUUGUUUUCUUUACUGCAUUGUUUUAUCUGCUAAGUUCAAGUGGAAGCUUGUAUCGCCCUGUCGAACUUGUUGCAAGUGUUAGCCCAAGCAGUGGAAAUCAGAUUGCCACUGCAAUAGAUGGAGCAGUGGGUGAUGUCUUUCGUGCUUCCUUCAAGAUGGCAGUGUUCCAUGGCCUGUGGGCCUGGUUAAUUCACACACUUUUUGGAGUUAAAGUGGUUUAUUUACCAUCAGUACUUGCCUCCAUACUGGGGGUUGUGCCAUUCCUUGGAACCUACUGGGCUUGCAUUCCAGCUGUUUUAGAAUUAUGGCUUGCUCAGGGACAGUCCAUGCUUGCAGUGUCCAUGAUUCUUGCAUUUUACAUUCCAACUUCAUGGGUUAAUGGCCUGGUCUAUGAAGAAAUAAAAGGGGGUCACCCAUACCUUACUGGCUUAUCUGUGGCUGGAGGGGUAUACUGUAUGGGUAGUGAAGGAGCAAUAUUUGGUCCUUUGUUACUUUGCUGUGUGUUUGUUGCGUUAAAUAUUUCUUCAACACUGAUGAAGGAGCCUUCACUCUCUCAUAUGAACCCUCUCAACAUGAUAAGGUUAAACUUUGACCGCAAUUGUUCAUCAACAUGAGGGUUCCGCAUCUUUCUUCUAUCUACAACCUGUUCAGAAAUUCAUAAACCAAACAGAAUACUUUGGUAGGUCAGUAAAUUUGCUUAUUUGACAAAAGAACUGGGGUUUUGUUUUGUAUGGAGUGUGUGUAUUAAUCAGUCUCUUCUGUGCUUGACUUUUCUCUCAGGCAGUGUGCAUUCUUGACUUGCUUAUGACAUAUUUCUUUUCAACUGAAUAAUUCAGUUGAAAUAGCCUGGCUGUGGAAAACCUAAUUACUGGUAAUACUGCGCUGAUUGCAUGCAUGUUGCUGAAGUAUUGCAUGAUGAUGUGCUUUGACAUUAAUACUUUGUAAGGAGUAUCUGCUCAGUUACUACUUACAGAGUUAAAUUAAUAUCCUGUGGUGGGUCGUAAUUUUGAAAAUGCAUGCUUGUUUCUGUGGUCCUCACGACUUUGAAUUAUCAUCUUUAGAGAGGAAUCAUGCAGUGCCAUUCUUCUUAACUCCUUGAAUAUAAAACCUAUAUUUCCAAUCUGUUUCUGUUUGCAACAGCGGCCCUCCACCCCUGCGUCGCCGGGACACUUUGCUGUGAGCCUAAUAGGGCAAAUGUGCUUAAGCUGAUGCGGACUCUCUAGUCAUACCGAACUUGCAUCCUACUAUUAUGCUUCUCUAGUCAUUUUGGGUACUGCACGGAAAAAAAUAUUGGGGUUCAGAAGUUGAAGUCAAAUUGUACUAACAAUUCUAGUGUUCAUGACAUAAAAAUUUAGUUAAGUGCCUCUUCAGUAAGUGCUAGGGUUCUUCUUGAAUCUCAUUUUUAGAAUCGUAACAACUAAUCUGCUCAUGUGUCCAUUAGCAUAGUUUGGUUUUGUUCAUCCUCUCUUUUUUUCAAUCUACCUCUUCCACUAGUUCUAUCAUCUUUCCAUUUUUCUCUUCUAUGUGGAAACACAAACUACAUUCCUUCAGGCAAUAACAUUACCUCAAAGGAUUUUCUUCUUGCUAUUCCAUUUCUAUCAAACUCCACACACUUCCAUGGGACCACAAAGAAGGUGUUUCAUUUGACUCUCAGUGUUAUUUUUGUUUUAGUUUUUGUAAAACAAUAAUUAUCAAUUUUCUAUGUUGAAGAACAUGUUAAAAAUAGGGUAUUCUUUGUACUUUUGUAUCUACGGUAAUAGGAAUAGAGAUGUAGAAGGCGCUACAGACUGUUUCAUCGGGUAAUUUAUUUAACUUAUGAUUAUAAAAUUAAUGAUCUAAUGAGUUACUUAAUUUUUAAAAAUUGCUUUUGUAUCAAGCUAAUAAAUCUGUGAUUGCCUUUUA